AUGUCUUCGACUUCGCAUAAUAAGGAGAAAAUCUUAGAGUUCUGUUCAUUCUGGGUCACAGGGUCGGCUGCUGGGAUGGCUACGCAAAAGCUGCUGACUAGGCACUUUAGUAGAACAAAUGCGAGGAAUAUGCAGGUCAUAUAUUCAUCAGAUCUACACACUUCGCUUGACAAAGUAGCAAAAUCUCUUAUUAUUAAUUACUGUGCUAUGCAUUCACCUCGUCCGUUGAUUAUAAACUUUACAUUCCGCGUUGCAAAGAUAUGCGCACAUAUGAGUGGAGAACAGCCGUCAUCCGUCCUGAAUGACAUUUUAAACCACAUUAAGCCGAAUCAGCCCACAAAUCCGAAAGUCACAAUCGAAGCAAUCAUUUCUCUCCCUAACACCACCACAUUCCUCUCCAUCCAUCCAUCUCCAUCCAUCCAUUCAGCCUCCCCACUUACUCCCACCCAAACCCCCUCGGAUCCAACCUCUCGGUUCCCCUCCUCCAAAGCCUCAACUCCCACUCCGGCGCCUCCACCCUAUUAUAAAUCCUCGUCGCUUGUCCACACGCAUUCCACACGCCCCUCAAGUACCACGGCCACUGCGCCGGAAAAUAACCCUGCAGAUCCACCCAUUCCAAUCCGCGAAACCUGGCGAUCGCCCAUAUAA
Molecule: messenger RNA, 648 nt
Organism: Botrytis porri
Lineage: Eukaryota; Fungi; Ascomycota; Leotiomycetes; Helotiales; Sclerotiniaceae
Exons: 1
Coding region: 1-648 (215 amino acids)
Source: RefSeq, a predicted model, not a curated record